GAAAAACUCCAAAACCUACAGACAGUGCCGGACAAUGGAUCGUCGUUUAUCGCUGGCAUUGUUUAACUUAUCUAUAUCUGUACCAAAAAUCAAGUUGCGAGGAAAUACCAUCAUUAAAAAUUCAAAUCACCAACAAUCCUUGCUCAACAUCUAAUUAAAGUUGUUUAACAUUCAACAGGAAAUGCAAUAAUUGCGGAAGAUUUAACAGCAAAUGCAAUAUUUGAUUAAACACUUUUCUAGUUUAUCCAACUCUUAUUGUUGACUGUUAGCUGACGGCCUUCAAGAGGUCGCUUUCUAUUGAAACAGGAUUGAAUUAAUCGCAUACAUUUGACUGACUCUCGUUUGGUCUCGCAUUUGUGCUCCGGUGACUUUUUUCUAUGUUUUAGUUCUAAUAACAGCAAAUCUAUACAUAAUUCACAUUUUUAAAUCCCAAUUUUAUUUUAAACAUCAACCGUCCUUAAAAAAAAAGAUACAAUUCUAACGUCAACGGAAAAAGACCGCAUCGCAGCCCACAGUGCUCCGUGGUUGUUUGCGCCUGAAUCCGUGGCUAUCGCGCAAGAACCAAAACAUAAACCAAAGUUAUCCCUCGCCCCUUCCCCCCUUCCUUCGCACGCUGUAAAGUGUCCUGUCAACGGGGCAGGUGGAGAAGAAAAAAAAAACGACACAAGCAGCACAAUUAGAUCAAUAGAAAUCGCGACAACGCGAGUUUUGCCCGAGAAGGCACCGCGCACAGUUCCGUUGCCGUACGCAACACUCCUACUGGCGUUCCGAAAUCAGUUCAAAGCUGUACCACUACCUACCUCACAGCUGCGCCCGCAGCAGGACAUCACUCCGCACCGGACACAUGAAUCCUUGGCGUGGUUAAAUACGACCGUAGUGUGUGUGUGCAAAAUGGUAAUUAAAUAAUUGCGACAGGAUGGCGCUUGACCUAGAUCCCCAGCCAGGAGCCGUAGCAGCAGCAGCAGCAGCAGCAGCAGUGCCAGAUUGCCAGUAUUGAUCGUCGGAGUGCCAUCCCGGGGCAACGGUACGGCCGCCCAGUGUCGGUGCAAAAUGAUACCCUGGAUGCGUGAAAAGUUUGCCGAACGGCGUUCCCGCUGGCAGCAAUCGCGCAAGUCCGCGACGCAACCACGCGGUCCCGGCGACGGCACGUCCAGCUGCAGUUCGGCCUCGUCCAGCACCGGUCCGGAACCGUCAUCCUCCGGCACGACGACACCCGGUACGAACGUUUCGCCCGUGCACCAGCCGGUGGCAGCCGCUGCUGGUGUUGCUUCUACUACUGCCACCCCAUCACGUCACCACGGCCACAAGCAUCGCCACGGGCAACGUACGUCGAAGGGGCCGCAUCACCAUCACCUAUCGCAGCAACCGUCGCCGUCGACCAGCGGAACAUGGCGCUCGAGAUCAUCCCGCAGGGAAACGCACGAGAACGGUGGAGGCGGUGGCCCAUCCGCACCGCCGUCCGUUGCGCUGCGCAUUAUCAGCCCGCGGGGUGGCAUGGUCGAUGUGGAGGUGGCCCGCACCCUCACCGGCCGGCAGCUGAAGAUGUACGCGCUGGAAAAGUUCGCCAGCAAUGCCUUUACGAUGCCUCACUUUUCGUCCGACCUGGACGAGCUGGCCGAUCGGUACCGGUUGAUACGGUCGCACAAUCGGCGCAUCUUUCGCGACGACGAUCUGCUCGGUGACGCCGUGCACGAUGAAGAGGAAUUCCUGCUCGUCGCGAAGCGCAUCGAUGCGACGCCGGCCGACGAAAGCCUGAAAGGUCCCUCGCCGGCGGAAAUAUUGGCCGCAACGCGCCACAUACCGCUGUCCCGCAUAAAUCAAGCUUCCGUUAACUUCAAUCUAGGCAUGCUGCAAUCGGACCUGCAACAGGACCUUCGGCGCAUCAUGAUAUCGCUGUCCCGGGCGUCCGCCUACGUGCACGGGACGGGCCCGUGUGCCGAGAAGCUGAUCGCCCUGUUCCAGCAGCGGCUCAUCAACCGGAAACGGCACCAGAUCAGCUCGGUCGAAACGCUGCUCGAGAUGGGAUUUUCGCUGGACAAAAUCAAUCAGGCCUUACAAAUUACCAAGAAUGUGUUCCCGGCGGCACUGGACUGGCUGAUACAGAAUGAUAGUACGGCGCGAUUGUUUAACUGUGAUAAGAGCGCAGCAAUUGCGUGCUCGUCCGCUGCAACGAUGAAUCAAAUUCAAGGUGCAAGCUCGCCGGCUAACGAAUCGCCCAGCGGUGUUCCGCCCACUGGCAGCGGCCUUCACCGUGGACGGAAACGUUCGAACGCCGGCAGUGAUAGCAGAUCCGCCUCUACACCGUCGUCCGUCGGGAACUCGCUGGACGAGGAAGAGGAGGCGUUCGAGGCGGUCGACGACAACGAAGAGGCAGCGAAUGUGAGCGAUCCUUUUACGAUAAAGCGUGAAAACGUGGCCGCCUUGCUGGAAAUCGUGCGCUUGUACUCGGAGAAAACGGUCGUUCCUGUACCGGAGCUGGUGAGCUCCAUCGCCGAGAUGGGCUUCGAGGAGGAAAACGUACGCGAAGCGCUAAUAGCUACACAAAACAAUCAAACGGCAGCGUGUGAAUGGUUGCUAGGAAACCGGACCAAAAGUGUGCAGGGGUUGUGCGAUGGCUUGCCGCCGGAAUCGCCAAUCCUGCGUGUCCUGAUGGGUUCACCGCAAGUACAAAUUAGUCUAGGAAACCCGAAAAUGUUUAUCGCGCUGAUCUCCAUGCUGGACAACUCUUCCACGAUGAGCAUGUGGCUGAGCGAUAACGAUACGUCGUCGGUGCUGGGACACAUACUGCGCACGUACCACGAGGAGAAGCACAUCGUCGCCAUCAAUCAGUUUAACAAUGCGCAGGGAAGCGCGAGCAGUAACCAGCAGUAGUAGCAGUAGCAGAAUUAGCAGUCGAAAUGAAACCAAAAAUUCGCUGCGAUAAAAGUUUGUGGUUUGAAGGCAGAUGGAUGAAAGGUUCUCGUGCAACAUGGUCAAUAUACCCCCACAUAAGUCUUUCGUACAAAAUAUAAAAUGCCUGGUAAGAUGUGUAUAAAUGUAUGAUGCGCUGGAAGAGAGCACUAGAAAGGGAAGGUCACACCUUUUAGGCGUUAGAGUAAGAAAGCGCGUGGAGGCAAACGGCGACAAGCUCUUCUUCUGCUAGAGCCUUGAUUGCGAACUGUUGCUUUGCUGCUUCACCACACCAAACAACCCCCUUUUAUGGACAACGAGCAAUUA
Anopheles merus is the source of this 3216-nucleotide messenger RNA. It is a transcript of the gene Kpc2, whose product is annotated as ubiquitin-associated domain-containing protein 1. Lineage: Eukaryota; Metazoa; Arthropoda; Insecta; Diptera; Culicidae. Gene Ontology annotation, molecular function: protein binding. The transcript is spliced from 9 exons. The record is from RefSeq and is a predicted model, not a curated record. Bases 1051 to 2871 code for a protein of 606 amino acids.